UUUCAAACCCCCUAAAUCUCCGGAAACGGUCAGCGUCUAUUUUCGAAAAUCCCCCAAUUUUAGCUCAAAAUUGUAAAUAUUUCAUCAAUAAUUUAAUAAAAUCUUUGUGCCGUGCAAAGCGUGAGUGGCAUUAGCGUGCGUACGUGCUGGAAAAUUCAGUGUUUUAAUGGCGAAUUUAUGCCGAAAGAUGAAUUACUUGGGUGGUGCAGUUGGGAAUGGGGUUUGGGGUGGCGGGGAGGCCAAAGUUGACAAUUUGAGAAAGGCAAACGAGUGUCAAGUGAACCAGUUUGUGGAGCAUCAGGACGAAAAUAUGCCCCCAAAGGCAAUGCAGCUGGACAAGCGCAUUGCAUCACUUCCAAUUGAGGAGCCGUGGAAGUUGCGGCUGCAAGAGGCACUCACCAGUACAUCCGCCUCGGAGCGCCUCCGUGCCAUUAGGGCCAUCAAUACGGGGGAGAUGGACAAGGUGACGUCAUUUGAUGUACCACACGAGAUGCAGGAGAUUGUCACAGAGGAGGAACGUAGAAAGGCGGAAGAAGCCAACACGGUGACAAUUGCAGAAGUCAUGGCUGGAGUUUGUGUCUACGUGGAGGUUCGGAGUGAACGUGAAGAUAGAUCCGAGAGCAUUAAGGCUGUCCUAAGACGUCUGGGGAUCAAGGUGAAUGAUAAAUUUUAUCGCAACACGACACAUGUGGUGUUCAAGGAUGGUCUCAUGUCGACGUACACCAAGGCCAAAAAAUGGAAUAUCCCCAUUGUGUCGAUCCUGUGGAUUGAGGCGUGCCGCCAGUGCCUUAUAGUCGUGGAUCCCGAGCGCUUCCGACCAAAUGAUCUGGAACGCUACGAACAACCGGAUUUGUACAAAAUUAAGCGACACAAAUUUAUUCGCUGUGAAGCCGAAAGCCCCCACAGGAUUGCUUCCAAAUCUCUCGUAGUGAAUCCCCCAAGUCCGGCUGUGGCCACACCGAAAGUCCUCUCAAAGACAACAACAGGAGAAACGCUCUGUGAUACACCAGAAACGAAAUUCAUCAAUAACAUUCUAGUCGCUCCCGCGAGAGGACAAAAGACUGAAGAUGCAGCAAAUGUUAAGACUCAAACACUCGAUGAUUCCAGCAUAGAUUCCCUGGGAAGUGGCAAGAAAACUCAGUCAAUUUCCACGGAAGCACACGCAAUGACACCACGGAGAUCAGCUAGGAGAGCUUCAACGGGAAUUUCUUCAUCUCAGGACGGGGGGACACCUUUUAAAUCCCUCCGGAAGUCCCUUAGUAUGGAAUUAACCUUCCCGGAUAGUCAAAAUUCUCAUAGAGCUGCCCCUGGUAAGCUUGAAAAUAUCGAGGAGGGAGAUGAAAUGGACUUGGAAGUGCCAGAGAAGCGCACAACCAUCCUCACGAUGGAAUCCAUGAUUGAGAGUCCACAGGCAACGAAUGGAGUUGUGCAGAAGCCACCAUCUCGCUGGACGGAAGUCAAUGGAGAAUCAACCAUGGAGGUUAUUGAGGAUGCCACAAUCACACCCAAUAAGUUGAUUUUCUCCUCCACGGCAACACCCGGAAGUUCCCGUAGAGCUACAUUGUUUCACCAUCGCAUCCAGAUGCUGAACAAUAGUGCCAAAGCUGAAAAGACAACGAUGAAAGCUCCUGUGAGGGAAUUUGAGGAUCUUCUCACUAAAACACCCAAAGAUGUGGUUGAAAAUACAAAAUCUCGUCGUAGGACUCUCUGCCCCCUUCCCACUGUCGAGACAUUCCCGGAAUUGUCACGAAAAGAUGAUAAAGAAAAAUUGGAAUCACAACCAAAGCGCAGGAAGCUUUUUCAUCACUCAACAGCCGUGGUGGAGGAGCCUCCGGUGCUGCCGGAGAAGACACCAAAGAAACCCACAGAGCGUAGAAAGACAAUGGGACCCAUCAAGGCUCCUCCUCCGUCUGUUGUGCCCAAGAAGGAUGAUAAGAGACGUAGCACGUUGGAAUUUGAGGUGGAUACCGCAGUGGUGAAGCCCCCUAAGGAGGAUGAGAAGAAUAAGAAGAAGAAGGAGGAUCCAACUAUUGUAAUCACCAAUAUUUACGGAAAGGAUAAGAAUUUUGUAGAGGAGGCAGUGAAGAAGUUGGGCUACUUCCGGAUGGAACGUACCGUGACACGGGCUACGACUCACCUUGUGACCCUCAAUAAUCCCUCACGCACGCUCAAUAUGAUGCGAGCUCUCAUUCGUGGUGUGUGGAUUGUCAAUCUGGACUGGAUUAAGGCAUCCGUGGCAGCUGCCAAAUGGCUUCCGGAAGAACCCUACGAGAUGCACAAAUUCGCCCCAGCUGUCAGGUUGAACCGCACUGAGAGGCAACUACUCGGAAAUAGCUUCAAGAUGGACCUCUUGCGCGACACAAUGCCCAUUUACGUCUCCCCCCGUUGCAGUGUCCCCCUGAAAGAGAUGCAGGAACUCAUUGUUCUCUGUGGAGGACGUGUAGCCACGAAGGCGCAAGCAAAACUCAUCCUGGGGGCAAAGGGCACACAAUGCCCCAAUGGGACAACAUGCGUCACUUCCAGCUGGAUUCUCGAAAGUAUCCUAGCUCGUCGCGUCCUCCCAACUACCCCCUAUGUGGUGCAGCAAUAAAAACUCAUAACGUUUGCGGGCGCCUCCAAUUUGUUUAUUUCUCAUAAUCUUUUCUUUUUAGUUUUAUAUCAAUUAUGUCAAUCAACACCUCUUACAAAAAAAAUCGAGAAUUUUUUCUGCCUUUCCAGUCCAAAUAUUCUUUUUUUUUUAUUAAAUAUUUUUUCACAAGA
Lutzomyia longipalpis is the source of this 2760-nucleotide messenger RNA. RefSeq names its product mediator of DNA damage checkpoint protein 1. The record is from RefSeq and is a predicted model, not a curated record. The coding region runs from base 167 to 2590 and encodes 807 amino acids. The transcript is spliced from 3 exons. Gene Ontology annotation, biological process: mitotic cell cycle. NCBI's taxonomy places the organism in Eukaryota, Metazoa, Arthropoda, Insecta, Diptera, Psychodidae.